Molecule: messenger RNA, 821 nt
Organism: Mytilus trossulus (common blue mussel)
Lineage: Eukaryota; Metazoa; Mollusca; Bivalvia; Mytilida; Mytilidae
Product: histone H1, gonadal-like
Exons: 2
Coding region: 55-648 (197 amino acids)
Biological process (GO): nucleosome assembly; chromosome condensation; negative regulation of DNA recombination
Cellular component (GO): nucleosome; nucleus
Molecular function (GO): structural constituent of chromatin; nucleosomal DNA binding; double-stranded DNA binding
Source: RefSeq, a predicted model, not a curated record
CCGAUUGGCCUGAUGUGAUAACGUGCUGAAAAAAAGUAAGAGAAAGACGUAAAAAUGGCAUCUACUUCUCCCGCCAAAAAUGGACCAAAGAAAGCGGCUAAACCGCCACCUAGCCAUCCACCAACAAUUGAAAUGGUAAAAGAUGCUUUAGAAGCAAUAAAUGAACCUAAAGGUGUACCUGCUUCUGCUAUUAAAAACUAUAUUUGUGAAAAGUACAAAGACAUUAAUCCAAAUUCGUUAAAACCCAGACUUCGUCAAGCUCUCACCAAAGGUUUAGAGAAAGGCAUCAUUGUCCAAACAAAAGCAACAUUAGAAAAGCCUGUUUUAAUGAGUAGAUUCAAGCUUGUCAAAGAGAAAACAAAAAAGGUGAAGAAAACUACGGAAGAGACGGUCAAGAAAACAACCAAAGUUAAAACUUCAACAGAGAAGAAAACCACAACAAAAAAGGCUACAGAAAAAGUGAAGGCAACAAAAUCGCCCAAAAAGACUGCAACCAAAGAAAAGAAAGAAACGAAACCAAAGAAGGCCAGAUCACCAGCUAAGACGAAAACGACAAAAGCAGCUAAACCAGUGAAAGCAGUUCCAAAGACUCCAAAGACUCCAAAGACACCUAAAACACCAAAGUCAAAGAAAACUGCCAAGAAAUAGUGAGAGCCUGGGACAACAAAUUUGGUGCAAUGCUUUGAAUGUUUUAUGAAUUUUUAACAUUAACUAAUUUUAAUUUGUCUGAAUGAUUUAACAUGUGCUGAUGGAUAAAUGUGCUUCAUAUUCGUAUUUUAAAACAAAAAUAUCAAUUUUAAUAUUAAAAUGUAUAAACUAAA